Molecule: messenger RNA, 2113 nt
Organism: Musca vetustissima
Lineage: Eukaryota; Metazoa; Arthropoda; Insecta; Diptera; Muscidae
Gene: Zip71B
Product: zinc transporter foi
Exons: 4
Coding region: 43-1929 (628 amino acids)
Biological process (GO): zinc ion import across plasma membrane; intracellular zinc ion homeostasis
Cellular component (GO): membrane
Molecular function (GO): zinc ion transmembrane transporter activity
Source: RefSeq, a predicted model, not a curated record
AGGAAGUUUCGAAUAAAACGUAACGCUCCAUUCAUUUCAAAUAUGGCCACAUUCAAUAUGCAAUUCAUGCUUUUCAUCUGUGUCACCUGCGUUGCGGUGACACUAACUGAAGUCCAGGCAGCUACCGAAUAUAACCGUUAUUUAGCCCAUCUCUUUCAAAAAUAUGGCAAUGGCGGUACAAUGUCUUUUGAGGGCCUCGAGCAUUUAAUGUACAAUUUGGGUUUGGGACAUUUGGAAUUCGAACCAUCACACACCGUUGAUCAACACAAAACCAAGUCUGGUACUGGCAAUAAUGUCAACGAAGAUGCCAUCAAAUCGUACAUGGAUUUACAAACUAAAAAAUUAGGUUCAGAUGAUGGCGAUGACUAUGAUACACAAUUGGCAAAGGAGGCGAAAAGUAAAAAUCAAAAAGCAGAUAAAUCUCACGAAUAUCAUCACGGUGAUAAUGAAGACGCACAGCACCAAUCUCUAGAUAGCCCCAUAAUUGUUGAAUUCAAAGAGAUGCAUGAUCCCAAACAUAGACAUCCGCGUGAAAAUGAUGCCACUUUUGACGGCCCACCAUUGCCAGCCGAUGUCUGUUUGUCGCCAAAAUCUCUGUUGCGUUUGGUCGUCGAUCAUGAUGAUUUGCAUAAACGUAAACUACAACUGUACAAAACGUAUUCCUCGUCCUCCGAAAAAGUUGAGACGAAUCAUCAGGAUCAUGAUCUGGAGGAAGAAUUCAAUCAUUAUGUCAAUUAUGUGAAAUUAACGCCCCUGACAUUUAUGAAAUUAUGCCCAGCCCUAUUGGCCCAAAUCGAUCAACAAGUUUGCAUGCAACCGGCACCAUUAAGACACAUAGAGGACUCCAAUGAAAUGAUAUGGAAUGCUUGGAUUUAUGCCAGCGCUUCGAUAUUCAUACUCUCAGCUUGUGGGUUGUUGGGAAUACUUUUGGUUCCCCUCAUGAAGACCGUAGCCUAUCAAGAAAUACUCAACUUUUUGAUUGCCGUCGCCGUUGGUACUCUCUCCGGAGAUGCACUAAUGCAUCUUUUGCCACAUGCUUUAGUUAACGAACAUGCUGCACCCACGUCUGAGUCUCACGGUCACGAUCAUGAGGAACAAGACCAUGAAGCAUCAUCACAUUCCCAUGAUACGACGGCUGUAUGGAUAUGUGCUUGUGCCUUUUUCACAGCAGUAUUUAUGUAUGUUAUCGAGAAUCUCUUGCCUCUAUUGAGAGGCAAUACUAAUGAAGGAUCGCAUGGUCAUGGACAUGGACACAGCCAUAAUCAUCACCAUCAUCACAGUCAUAAUCAUAAACACUCAAACAAUAACAACAGCAAAGAAAUAUUAGCUACUACUAACUGCACAGUAUCGGAGAAUAAUGUGGAAGCUCCAGUGUCAGAAACAAAAGAUGUCCGGGAAUUGAAUGUGAUGUUAAAUGAAACCAAGCUGGAUGAAAAGAAACCAUCAAGACCACUUACACCGGUGGCGUUCAUGGUUAUUAUCGGUGAUGGUUUACACAAUUUAACCGAUGGCUUAGCUAUAGGUGCUGCAUUUGCCUCGGCGCCGGUUACUGGUUUAGCAACUGCUUUUGCGGUACUUUGUCAUGAACUACCUCAUGAAUUGGGAGAUUUUGCACUACUUCUUCAAACUGGCGUUUCAAUACGGAGGGCAAUUUACCUGAACAUUGUCAGCUCGGUCUUAAGCUUUGUUGGUAUGGCCAUUGGCCUUUUAAUAGCUGGCCUGCAUAGCAGCAUGACACAAUGGAUAUAUGCAGGAACUGCUGGAUCAUUCCUAUACAUAGCUUUGGCAGAUCUAGUACCAGCAAUGGCAGCCGAAAGCAAAGAUAAGUUAAAAACCUCGCUGAUACAAGUCAUCGGUGUAUUGGUGGGUGGUUUCAUAAUGCUGGCCAUAGCCAUCAAUGAAGAUCAAUUAGAACAACUCUUUAAAUAGUAAUAGAAAUAUUUCAAAAGGGAAUUACUUUAGCAAAGUUAAGCCUAUUGCCAAGUGCCAAGUAUUAAAUAUAUAAAUAUUUGUAAAUCUCGUUAGUUGUUUAAGUUAGUUGUGUAUUUGUGUAGCAUUAAGUUUUACGAAUUUCUAACAGUAAAUCUAUUUAAAUUAAUAAAAAAAUGAAAAA